UGAUGGGCAAUGGGAAUACUUGGGUGGAAGAAGCAAAGGUAUUCACAUAUAUAAAGGAAUGGCAUUUGAAGAAUUCACCAAAAAAAUCAUAGAGAAAUUCGACAUUUCCCUUGACGUGAUGAAGAUGCACUACACGCUGAAGUUCAAUCCCAGAGUCAUCCAAGAUUUAGAAGAUGAGGAUGAUUUGGAUAACGUGGUUUCCCACAGUGAUGACUUUGCAAAUGUAUACCUAGUAGACUUACCCUCUGUGGAAGCCAUUGAAGCAAAUAUCCCGAAUUCACAGUUGGCAUUUCGAGAUCCACCUAUCACGUUCCCGUCCUCUAAUGCAUCAUGCGAUCCAAUUCCUCAAACUAUGAUGCUAUCAAGAGGUUUUGCGUCGCGUUGUGCAGAUACUGAGUACAUCCCUUUGGAAUCGAUUCGUUUUCGUGAGGCAAUAUUAGGGUCGGGACAUACAUUUAAAAAUGCCGAGGAGUUUCGCAAUGCAAUUUACCAGAUGUCAUUAGGUGGGAGGUUUGAAUACAAGUACAAGAAAAAUUCCCCUACGCAUAUGUCUGUCAAGUGUUCAGUUGAUGGUUGUCCUUGGAAGAUAACAGCUCACGCUGUCGAGGGAAAUGUCAUCUUGCGAGUUCAUACUUACCAAGUGAAUCAUAAUCAUAUAGCUCAGGAUGAGUGUUCAUCUAAGGUGAAGGUUUCUUCAAAGAGAGGUGCGGUUGUUGUUGAAGAUGUGUUUAGAACCACUCCAGACUAUCUUCCCCGUCAAAUUUGUAAGGAUUUUGAACGUGAUCAUGGGGUUCAAUUGACAUAUAACCAAGCAUGGCACCUUAAAGAGAAGGCAAAAGAGCGCAUAUAUGGAGUACCACGCGACUCUUACACGUUUCUCCCUUGGUUAUGCCAUAGGCUAAGAGAAAUAAACCCGGGCACAAUUGCGGAGUACACUUCCCAAGAAGGUCAUUUCAUGCAAUUGUUCAUUGCCCAUGCAUUUUCAAUUCAAGGGUUCAUCAUGGGGUGUCGACCUGUAUUGGCUAUUGAUUCUUGCCACCUAAGCGGUCCAUAUAAGGGAGCUCUUUUGUCUGCCAUUGCAUAUGAUGCAGAUGAUGGAAUGUUCCCGCUAGCCCUUGGUGUGGUAAGUUCAGAAAAUUAUGAGGACUGGUAUUGGUUUUUGGAUAAAUUAAAGGGGGUAUUAGAUGGUAAAGAAGUUGUUAUUAUAUCAGAUAGACAUCAGGGAAUCUUGCGUAGUGUUUCGGAGUUGUUUGGGACAGGAAAUCAUGCAUAUUGUUAUCGCCAUGUUAAGGAAAACUUUUCUAGCUUCUUCAAUAAGCAAAACAUUCGAGGAAAGAAAGGGAAAGAAGAUGCUUUGCUACUUUUGGACAGCAUUGCGUAUGCUAGGUUGGAAAUAGACUACAAUGAGGCAUUUGAAAAACUUGUGCGCUUCAAUGAGAACCUAGCAAAAUGGGUUGCGGAAAACAAUCCCGAACAUUGGGCAAUGUCAAAGUUUGUUAAAAAGCGAUGGGAUAUAAUGACAACUAACAUUGCAGAGGCGUUCAAUGCGUGGUUAAGAGAAGAGCGUCACCAAACAAUUUAUACUUUAUUGUUAAUGCACAUGGAUAAACUUGUAGCCAUGUUGGACACCCAUAUGCGUGCUACACAAAAGUGGAAGAGCGUGGUCGGACCGAAAACUGAAGAGAAGUUAAUGUCAAAUAUCGUGAGGUCUGGUCCGAUUAGUGUGCUACCCUAUUUGGGAGGGACGUUUAAGGUGUUUACUGGAGAGGUUUAUUUGGUUGUCGAUAUGAAUCAACGUACGUGUACUUGCAUGACAUGGCAAAUGUCCGGUUUGCCAUGUGCACACGUAUGUGCUGUCAUCCGCACACUGAGACACGACGUGUAUGACUAUAUUGACCAUGUUUUCAUGUCUCCAUGCAAGAUUUGA
This is a messenger RNA of Vitis riparia (riverbank grape), 1927 nucleotides long. RefSeq lists its product as uncharacterized. Lineage: Eukaryota; Viridiplantae; Streptophyta; Magnoliopsida; Vitales; Vitaceae. The transcript has 2 exons. Bases 59 to 1927 code for a protein of 622 amino acids. Gene Ontology annotation, molecular function: zinc ion binding. The record is from RefSeq and is a predicted model, not a curated record.